This is a messenger RNA of Acipenser ruthenus (sterlet), 3566 nucleotides long. RefSeq names its product out at first protein homolog. The record is from RefSeq and is a predicted model, not a curated record. The coding region runs from base 581 to 1402 and encodes 273 amino acids. The transcript is spliced from 4 exons. Lineage: Eukaryota; Metazoa; Chordata; Actinopteri; Acipenseriformes; Acipenseridae.
UCGAAAGCUGUGUGCUGUCCCUUGAAACUUGGAAACUUCUGGGAAGUCAGUCUGCGCCGUGGAUUGCGAUGUUUCUGAAGGAAGUGACGGUAUGAAUGAAAAAAAAAAAAACAGUAUCCUUAGGAGAAAAACAGAAUCCGAAAAUUAAAGGCAUAGAGUGAGCCACGGAGACGAGGAAAGCGUUCGUGAGACGGCUGAUGAAUACCGCUGAUUUAAGUGAGAAUACACACGAAUCUCUGCUGUAGAAUACACAUAAAACAGUAUUGCUGAGCUCGUCUGAGAUUGCAACCUCAGACACAAAGAAGAGCCACUUUUUUUCUUCUACGUUGCUGAAACUGGAACUAUAGUAUUGUUAGCCAAAAAAAUGAUACUUUCUCGCAUUGCAAGACCAGAAUGGAAGAUUUGAAAGCCACCGACUAUUCCUGUUAUCAGUGGUUGUAAACUUUUUUUUUAAGAAACGCAAUUGUGCAUUGUUUUGAAUUGGUUUGUUGAAGUUAAGGGUCCUUUUUUUUGCGCCCCUGUGUUUUCCCGUCCUCGGUUCGGUUCUGUGGUUUCGUUCGGGUUGUUUUUUGUAGUUGGAAUGUUUGCUGUGCGGAUCUUGUCCAGUUCAGAACGGAUUUCACGGGUUCUCGCGGCGCUCGUCCUCCUGGUUCUUGCUGGGCAGUGUUCAGAGUUGAAGGUGCGGGUCCGAUUGUCAGAUGGACAGAUCACCGAGGAAAGUUUAGAAGCGGACAGCGAGAGGGACUACAUCAGUUUGGAGUUUAAACAAGGGGAUGGCACCCUCAUCACGUUCAUCGCAGAUAUCAGACAGGAUGUGAAGGUGUUCCGCUCGUUGAUCCUGGGCGAGCUGGAGAGGGGGCAGAGCCAGUACCAGGCGCUGUGCUUCAUCACCAGGCUCGACCACAAUGAGAUCAUCCCCAGCGAGUCCAUGGCCAAGCUGAGACAGAAAAACCCGCGUGCGAUCCGGACGGCGGAGGAGGAGAGGGGGUUGGAGCAGAUGACCAUGAAUGUGGCGGUGAACUUCAGCAAGGCAUCGCAGCUCAGCGGACACAUCCACAACGUCUGUGCAGAGGCACAGGAGGCCAUCUACACACGAGAGGCUGACGUCAAGUACUGGCUGGAGAGAGGCGUGGACGGCUCCAUGUUCGAGAUCCUGCCCCAAGCCGUGGACUUCCCUGCGCUGCAGGGCUGCCAGUCCAGCACGGACCUGUGGAGGCCCUGCACCUGCAGCUACAGCCUGAAGCUUGAGUGGUACCCCUGCCUGCUCAAGUACUGCCGCAGCCGGGAUGCCACCGGUAAGAUGACCCCCUACAAGUGCGGCAUCAAGAGCUGCCGCAAGGGAUACCAGUUCGAGUACUUCGUGCCACAGAAACUGCUCUGCCUCUGGGACGAGGAGACCUAGCUUCCACCGUCCUCGUGAAGCUCCUUUGUGGAUUCUUUUGCUAUCAUUAAAUUAUUAGUGUAUUUUUGUUUUUAUAUACAUUGGAGCUGUGACAUUGAAAUCCCAGCAGGUGUGCAGCAGCUGCAGGAGCAUGCACUGGCAUGUGCCUCUGCAAGUUGCUUCACUCGAUGCACAAUCUCAGUGCUGGAGCAGCCAUAUACACUGAUCCCUAACGCUGUGAGAUCCUGCACACCUUAGGACCAGUUUGCUGGCUUUGUUCACAUUGACUGCACCUGUAAUGUAAUAUACCUGCCUGGAUACCUGCGCAGUGUUGUUUUCUUGGAGAGGAGUCCACAGGUUUUGCAGGUUUCUCCUAAGAUCCUGUACAAUACAGAGGCAGCCUGCUCUUCACAUUGAAGUGCAGUGGUGCAGUGCUUUGGACUGUGCAGGUUCGUACUUAAGAUGCAAUCUAACCACAAUCACAAAUGGAAACUCCAGACAGACUCUUGCACAGUUACAGUUGCUUUAAAGGACCUCAAACAUGCAGGUUAUUGUCAAUUGCAGACUAACAUGUUACACAGAAGGUAUGAUGGGUGAGCAUGUUUUUACAGCCUUGCGUCCAAAACGAAUUUUAACCGCACGGCCAGUAACGUUAAUACAGAGGUCCUUCAAAUUCUUUAAACAUUUCUUAAAAGCCUGUAUAUAUGUUUUGGAGGUCUUAGGAGAGUGUUUAUUCAGCCUGCAAUCUCAAAGCCUGCAUUCACUGGGUUUAGCAGAGUGCUAGUGAAACUGGCUCCUGCACAACGACUGGGUCAGAACUUUUGGAUCGCUAGAAUGUAGGAAUGGAACCAAAUCAAAAUGGAACACGUUCCAAUAAUAAUGGAACAUGUGCCAUUAUUGCUUGAUAAUGAUUAGAUCUAGAGAAACCUCUCUUCUUCUAUUGCCUAGACUGUGAAGCCCCCUCCAUCCUCAGAUCUUUACAGAAGUGCUCUUGAUCAGCAGUGGGUGCAGUUCCCUGUGUUGCUGUGCCUAUAGGAUGCACAACAUUAAACUGCCCCUACCUUACAAUUCCACUUGCUAUAAACUUUUUAUACUGUUUGAGUAUCGAUAUGAAGUUGAAGAAUUCUGCUGCUUGUAACAACUUUUUGAGCAUUGCUCCGUUUUGAAAAUCUUGCCGCAAAAGCUGAACGACAGGGACUUGUGUAUAACAGGGCUACCCCGCGGUCUAAUUGAGAUAUUCGGGGGAUCAGAAAAGAUCCGGCUGGAGGAUUAAGUUCUCCACAAUGACGGCGAUCCGAGGUUUACCCAGUCUGUCUACGUGUCGGAUACAGUGGCCAGCUUCCACUGUGUGUUCGUUUCAAUGACUCACUUUAUUGGGGUGCAGUCAUGCGUGACAGUCCUGUCUACUACCAAGUCCAGCAGUGACAGCGGUAGGGGAGGGGAGGGGAGGGACCAUUUAGUUUUGGGGUGCAUUUCUGCCCCAAUCUAGAAUAACAACAUAUUUCUGACAUCACAAGUUCAGUAAAAAGUGAAACAUCAAUUGAAGACCAUUGCACUGGCAAAAUGUCUUCUACAGGCAACUGGGACUGGAAUUAGAUACAAGCAAGUGCUUCCUACCCAUCAUUAUUCCAUGUGUUCAGUAAUCAUUCACAUACUGCAGAGGGGGACUCUGUAGGGAAACAACAGCGUGGAAGCAGCAGGAGACCCUGAAUGAGCCGGCGUCACAAUAAACAGUCCAGGGAGGGUUAUGGGAUUCUCUGCGCCCUGUGGAUAGUGAGCAGCUCUGAUGAGGCAGACAGCGCAGGGUUUACAGUGCAAAAUCUUUCACCAGAAAGCAGGUGCACUCAACACAGUUGAAAAGUCACACAGUCACAUGGUUUCUCAAGCACGGCUGGGGUCAAUUCCAAUUCCUUCGAAGGAAUUUCUAUUUUAGAGGCAUUAAUAAUUGUGGUGUUUGUUCAACUGCUUUCAUUUGAAGCCAGUUUAAUUGACUAACAAACAGGGACUUCAAUUAAAGUAAUGUGUUGCCACUGUGAGAAGCUAAUUUGUGAUCACUGAUGCGUUGGAUCUGAUUAGAAGGGAAUUGGAAUUGGAAUCGGGGAGGGUUUUAAAAAGGAAUUUGAAAUGAAAAACGGAAAUUGAUCCCAACCCUAUUCUCAAGACCAGGAAGCAAAAAAAAAAACAA